Molecule: messenger RNA, 1592 nt
Organism: Moneuplotes crassus
Lineage: Eukaryota; Ciliophora; Spirotrichea; Euplotida; Euplotidae
Source: the annotation of a GenBank genome assembly
GACACUUUAUUCCCUCCUUGAAUCUCACUUGUUCAUUUAAAAUACCCAGCUGUGCAGUCAAGUAGCCAAGCUGCAACCAUUACUCUUGCCCAAGCUCCUUAUUCAUUGUGUUCUGGUUUUUACUGUUACUUGUUAUGUACUGAGAGGCUCUCCCAGGCACAAGCAGUAGUAGAGUUAAGUUAAGGGUUUUGGGCUUGGAGGGGCACGUGGAAUGGAGAGGAUUGGACACAAGUGCUAUGGGCCAAAGGUUUUGAGGUUUUGAAUUGUUGUGCUAAACAAGCUAAUACGCACCUUUAUCAAAUCUUUGCAGUGCUCCCUCUAAUUUUGCUGAGGUUGCUUGGAUUCAGAUUUCAUAUAUCUUCCUAAUUCUCCACUCUUUAAAGAACUCUCAAUCACAAACCUAAAUUUUAUACCAAAUCAUUAAUUUAAUAUCUCUUAAAAUUCAAAAUUUCCCAACAACCACCCAAGCUCUAUCCACAAGCCUACUGAACAAAUCAAUUGUGCCCUUAAUUCUCACCAAGUUCCCGCUCACAUCCCAUGUCGCCUUGUCUCUUCUUAAAUGGUCAAUUGAAAAUUAUAUAAUGACCAAGCCUUUGUCUAGUUCUACUAUGAAUUCAGUAUUUUUGUAGCUAUAUUUUAGCUUCACCUCUAACGUUUGUGACUCUGUCCAAUUACAGUUUGUCAGUUCAAGGAGUCCCAAGGAUUUAGAGCAAGGCAAAAAGGAGAUGUUAAAGCUCUCUUAUUUAGGUGGGCAGAGCCGAAUGGAAUCAAUUCAGCUAAAAUUUUGUAAAAAGACAGAGAGUGAAGCUUCAAACAGAAGCGAGCAGAUAAUUAUUGUAGAGAAUCUCAUACCCCAGUUUAUUCAGGAAACUUGGCCAUUAAAUAUUUGCCUCUGCUUUUAAUGUUUGAUAAGUUUGGUAAAGUAUAAUUUCAAGACUAGACUUCACAUGGGGUUUUAUGAAUGAUGUCUUCAUAAUCUAUCUUGUCAAAGUCCCCACUGAGGCUUCCGGUGCUUGAACUAGAGUCUUCGUCCUUUUUUUUAUCAGAGCUUGUAAUAUCAUGGAACAUCAACCUGUUGAGCGAUGAUUUACCUUUUAUUGUUUUGUUAAUUCUUCCUGGUAAAAUAGUCGUUUCUGUAAACCAUAUUUGUUUUCAAUGAUUUCCUGAAAGGAGCAGAUUGAUAAAUUGCUUGUGAGUCAAUGUAACUGCAUAGAUGUUUAAAAUUGCCUCAUAAGACUUGUCUUCAUCCUCCACCUCACUUGAGGACGAUCAAAUUCCAAAUGGAACUCAUUUAAUGUCUCUGGUCUUGUUGCUUGAAUUAUUUUCAAAUACUGUUUAUUUCUCCUCCUUAAAGGUAGAGCACGAAGAUAUCUGUAUAGCUUUCGAGCAAUGGUUGGCUACCCUUAAUGUAGCUAUUUCAUCAUUCCAACAUUAUUAUCAAAGUCUGCAGCUUCGAAUGUCAGUCAAGUUUCUGAACCUAGGCCGAAUUUGGUCUGUACUGAUCUUUUAAUUUGGCUUUGAAUGUGUUUAGCUUUUUGGUUGUCUUGGAGUCACUUUUGAAAAGUAAUGCAAGAAUUUGUAGGUAGGCUAUC